AUGAAUUCGAGGGCUGGUCCGCCGUUGGAGGGUCCGGAGAAGGUGGUCGGGCGGAGCACAGCGGGCUGUCGUGCUUCUGCGGAGUGUGCUGAGCGGACACGGACACGGGAGGAGCUGCGUGGGCGUGGUAGGCAAAAGGACCCCGGUAGUGACUGUGAAAGCGAUGGACGUCCGUGGCAGCCACGUUGGCGGAUGACGUGGGACGCCGAGACGUCCCGGAUGGGGAGCAAGCGUCCUAUAUGGUGUUCGCGAGGCAGAGGCAGAGGCACGGCUGCAGCGCUGCGGAGCGAGGGCAGUCGCGCAGGUGCAGUGGUUGGGCGAGAGGCGCUGGUUGAUCCCGCGCACACGCUACGACCAGGUGAGCAGCACGCUCAUAGCAGCGAAAGGAGCCACGCGUGGCCAGUGGCGGAUGGCGGAUGGCGGAUGGCGGAUGGCGGAUGGCGAGCUGAGGGCGGGCGGCUGCGCGCUGGUUGUACUGUAGUGGGCUGUAGUGGAGGGAGCAAAGGCGCAAUGCAGAGGCCAGGCCUCGAUCAGCCGGCUGAUGAGAUUAGCGAUGGUGAGGAGGGCGAGGAUGACUUGGCGGCCGGUCAGGUGUGUGCGGGCCUAUGGCAUCGAGCGACAGGACUGGAGAAGCAGAGAGCCUGGCCUGGCCGCGAUCAGGGCGUGACGAGAGAUAUAGGCGGUGACAACACUAUGAACGGGCCUCCUGCGCUGGGCCGCACGCGCACCAGCAUGAGCACGCGCACCAGCACCAGCAAGACAUGCGACCUGAACGUUAUUAGUGCGAGCGAGCCUGCGCCUGCGAGGUGCGGUGCGCCGGGUGCGGUGCAUCAUCGCGCGCAGGCCCAUGCUAUGCCAUGCCAUGCCAUGCCAUGCUAUGCCCCAUGCCAUGCCAUGCCCCAGGCCCGGCCCCCAGGCUGCUUCUCUGCGGAGCCUGACCUGUCCGCCAUCUGCCAUCUGCCAUCUGCCAUCUGCACAUCUGCACCGGCAACGGCUUGCGGAAGCGGAAGUGACUUCGCAGAGGAGCCGGCCCGCGGCGCCGGGAGCCACGACUGGGUGGGUGCUGUGCUGCGUGCUGCGUGCUGCGUGCUGCAGCCAGAGCCAGAGCCAGAGCCAGAGCCUACGAACGGCAAGCGCAAGCAACCCGGAUGCACUACUGUAGCGUUUGAUGAGCAGGCCUCGAAGCCUAGUAUGUCCGCGCCAGGCUCGCCCGGUUUCGCGCAAACCCACUCCUCUGGUCCAGGUACCUUCGAUACAAGCCGUCGCAUCGGCGCGGCGCCUUGCCGGCUGGCGGUCGCCCUGACCUGCGCUAGGCCAUCCUGGGGCCACGCGCUUGGUCAUACCUCACGCUGCAUACAUGUAUGUAUUAUUGGAGAAGCCUGUCGUCUAGCCCGUCUGUCCAAUUAUCCCUCCGUCCUGGCCGUCCAUCCACAUGGCCUGAACCAACAGACAGAGCCAACACCACGUCCGCAGAAGGACGCUGCACUUAACAUGACGCCCUGUGACGAAGACUACUCCGUACACCGCACAGCUAGUGCACACGGCACUUGUUCGACUCGGCGCCGCGCCCAUCGAUUUCAUGCAGCCGUUGUUGUCCUCAUCAAAGCCUCCCGAAACACGCGCUGGCAUACGCUAUCGCUCCCUCGCUCACUCCUUCACGAUGCCUCCAUCGCUUGCACGCUUCUGCAACCUGCACAACGCGUCUGUCGCCUCGCCUCGGGGCCGCAGGAGAGCACCACGACCACGAUGCACGCAGAAUCACGCCCAGCACUGACGGCACUCGCAGCACAGCGAAGAUUAUUGCCCAAUAAUGUGCUGCUGAUGACUUGCACCGUCCCUUUCCCUUUCCCUUUCCCGUCGUCGCCGCCUGCAGAUCACGAUGUUGGGCCCUUGCCAAAGUCGCCAUCGUCUUUGCGAGAUUGGCUGUUGGCGCCUGCGACAUCCCAGCACACCUUAAGACCCGAUCGAGCGGAUCAAGUUGAGAACCUUCGCUUCUGUCACGGCUUUUUCGUGGCGCUGGCGCUGCCGUUUCUCACCUCUCACCUCACACCUCACACCUUUCCCUUCCCUUCCCUUCCCUUCCCGCCCGCUAGCUCUGACGCUGCACCAAUGGCCCAACCUUGCGCGCAGGCGGAGCAGGUCAACGCAUGCCCGACCCUCAGACGAAAUCUUGCGCCUUCCAUUGGCUGCGCACCCCGAUAUUUCGUGACGUGCACCUAUCACAAAUCGUUGCAUGCGGUGCCAGCGCAGCGAUGGAACAGAAGAAGCAACAGUACAGCCUACGACAGCGCCCGCCACGGCAUACACGCGCGCGCCCGCUUAUCAUUCCCCUGA
Pseudocercospora fijiensis CIRAD86 is the source of this 2334-nucleotide messenger RNA. RefSeq lists its product as uncharacterized. The record is from RefSeq and is a predicted model, not a curated record. The transcript is spliced from 12 exons. Bases 1 to 2334 code for a protein of 777 amino acids. Lineage: Eukaryota; Fungi; Ascomycota; Dothideomycetes; Mycosphaerellales; Mycosphaerellaceae.